CAUAGACAAUUCAUCCAUUCGUCAGUUUUCGGGCGAGGAGGCAGCGCAGUUUAGUGUUUUAUUGAGCGGCCUGCCAUCAGAAAACUGUAAAAUGGCAAAAACUCUCUCAGCUUCCCAGGCAGACAAGGAACAUGCCCUGGUCGUAUCCCGCGACUUCAUAUCCCAACCCCGUCUGACAUACAAGACGGUGUCGGGUGUAAAUGGGCCACUGGUCAUCCUCGACGAGGUCAAGUUCCCUAAGUUCUCUGAAAUUGUACAGCUGAGACUUGCAGAUGGCACCCUACGUUCGGGACAGGUGUUGGAGGUCAGCGGCAACAAGGCCGUGGUCCAGGUGUUCGAGGGUACCUCGGGUAUUGAUGCUAAAAACACACUGUGCGAGUUCACCGGUGACAUCCUGAGAACUCCUGUGUCCGAAGAUAUGUUGGGUCGUGUAUUCAACGGUUCCGGCAAGCCCAUAGACAAGGGACCCCCAAUCCUGGCCGAGGACUUCUUGGACAUCCAGGGUCAGCCCAUCAACCCCUGGUCACGUAUUUACCCCGAGGAGAUGAUUCAGACCGGUAUAUCCGCCAUUGACGUGAUGAACUCCAUCGCCCGCGGUCAGAAGAUCCCCAUUUUCUCGGCCGCCGGUUUGCCUCACAACGAGAUUGCGGCACAGAUCUGUAGACAGGCCGGUCUUGUCAAGGUGCCUGGUAAGUCUGUCCUCGACGACCACGAGGACAACUUCGCCAUAGUAUUCGCCGCUAUGGGUGUGAACAUGGAGACGGCUCGUUUCUUCAAGCAGGACUUCGAAGAGAACGGCUCUAUGGAGAACGUGUGCCUGUUCCUUAACCUGGCCAAUGACCCCACCAUCGAGAGGAUCAUCACACCGCGUCUGGCUCUCACCGCCGCUGAGUUUUUGGCUUACCAGUGCGAGAAACACGUGUUGGUCAUCCUGACUGACAUGUCUUCGUACGCUGAAGCCCUGCGUGAAGUGUCCGCCGCCCGUGAGGAGGUACCCGGACGACGUGGUUUCCCCGGUUACAUGUACACCGAUCUGGCCACCAUCUACGAGCGAGCCGGACGUGUGGAGGGUAGAAACGGUUCCAUCACUCAGAUACCCAUCCUGACUAUGCCCAACGAUGACAUCACCCAUCCCAUCCCUGACUUGACGGGUUACAUUACCGAGGGACAGAUCUACGUCGACCGUCAGCUUCACAACCGUCAGAUCUACCCACCGGUGAAUGUGCUGCCCUCUCUGUCCCGUCUCAUGAAGUCCGCUAUCGGCGAGGGCAUGACCCGCAAGGAUCACUCCGACGUGUCCAACCAGCUGUACGCGUGCUACGCCAUCGGUAAGGACGUGCAGGCGAUGAAGGCUGUGGUGGGAGAGGAAGCUCUCACGCCCGACGACCUGCUGUACUUAGAGUUCCUCACUAAGUUUGAGAAGAACUUUAUCACUCAGAGUAACUACGAGAACCGCACCGUGUUCGAGUCUCUGGACAUCGGCUGGCAGUUGCUGCGCAUCUUCCCCAAGGAGAUGCUGAAGCGUAUCCCCGCCUCCAUCCUCGCCGAGUUCUACCCGAGGGAUUCGCGUCACUAAACAUCAAACGCGCAAACCCGGUCUAAACUAUAACCAGAACGUCUCAGUGGCCAGACUCGCUUAUGACCGGUUCACUGUAAGAUAUUAUACUGUUUGUUAGUAAGUUGUUGAUAGUUAAUGUCAUGUUUCAAAACUAAAUUAUAUGGAAUCGUGUUGCUUAUGAAAUGUUUAACUGCUUCUCGAUGUACAUACGGGCGAGGAAUACACUAUCCGUUUGGUGCAGCCAUUAAUUGUUUAUGGAAUUAUUUUAUCUGUGGCGGGUAACGCCGCGGCUAUGCUUUAUGUAAAUAGUAUUAAACUGAUGUCCCCGAGUAACGAAACGUUACAUUCCAAUUUCCUCAUUCACUCGUUCAAAUUCUAUAUUCAAUGAUGUAAGUGAAUUAGGAUUGUUGUUUUAAUGAAAUAAAGAUAUAGAAGUUUA
Danaus plexippus (monarch butterfly) is the source of this 1997-nucleotide messenger RNA. It is a transcript of the gene Vha55, whose product is annotated as V-type proton ATPase subunit B. The transcript has 11 exons. Gene Ontology annotation, molecular function: proton-transporting ATPase activity, rotational mechanism; ATP binding. Gene Ontology annotation, cellular component: proton-transporting V-type ATPase, V1 domain. Bases 92 to 1576 code for a protein of 494 amino acids. Lineage: Eukaryota; Metazoa; Arthropoda; Insecta; Lepidoptera; Nymphalidae. The record is from RefSeq and is a predicted model, not a curated record. Gene Ontology annotation, biological process: proton transmembrane transport; ATP metabolic process.